GAAUGGUUGGCUGGUGACAGCUGUCAUUCGAAUAACUUAACAGUGACAUACAUGACUCAUAAGUAUUGCACACUCGAAAGUUAUUUGUUGUGAGGUAAAGCCAUUAUUUGGCAUUUGGUUGGUUUGAAUCGGUAUGCGGUAUGCCGACUUGGUAGGGUAACACCGGUCUAAAUAGGAAGAAAAGAAACGGGAAUAAAACGGGGUGUGUUCGUUCUCCGAAAGUUUUACACGUCUAAACUAAUAGUUAAUGAAUUUGCUAAGUUGUCGGCUAUUUUAACUGCACCAUUUUUUACUGUUGAUAUAAUAAAUCAUUCACACAGCUUCUCGCACCGUUGUUUAAUUACUAACCGGACUAGGGUAUCAGAGAGAUGUCCAGGCAUUUUUUCGACAUCGCUGGUAUGGCAUCCAGUUCUGUUAGCCAGGAAGACUUCGAGAACGACUUUGAACUUACAUCCCGGCGAUCCAGAAUCAGAACGGCUCGAGCCCGUGUCGUUCCACCCAGAACUGGCGACGCUGCCUUGAGCAAUUAUCAAAUUACAACAUUACCGGUUUCAGAGGCUGCAGGAGACGUCGAGGAGAUAUGCGACUUAGGCUCCAAUUGUGUUAUUUUACCGGAACAUGACAAUCAACAAAAUAAACCAAUUAUGAGAAAACAAGAUAAACGCCUGACCAAUCGACCAACACACAUAAACAAAGGUAAACAACAACGAGACAGAAGAAAGUUAAGAGAAAAACGACGCAGUACUGGAGUUGUACAUUUGCCAUCGACCGAGAGUACAGGUGGAAGCACUGGUGAAGAUGAGGAAGAGAUCGGUGGAACUUGUCCCGAAACCAAGCAAAAUACCCAUCACAAUGAAUUUCUCGAUCAAGAACUUGUAGAGGAAAAGGCAGUUAAGACUUACACGCAGAGACGAGAUAAAAGCCACUCUGAUCUCGAAGCUGAUGACGAAGAAUUCGAUUCCCUAAACCAAUCAGACAGCGUAAACCAAUCAGAUCAAGGUAAUCAGAACGAGGUGCAAACCUCACCGACAACGAGCAAACCCAAAACGCCUACUUCAACCGGGGACAAAUUGGGUUUCUUACAGCUGGUUGAGCUUGCUCAGAAAGAGAACAGACGACUCUUGUCUCUCCUGGAGGAGAGAGACCGUAAAAUCACGGCUCUUGAAGCUCGCUUGACACAUCAACAAAACGAAAUGGCACUAGAAAGGCAACGUCUCAGAGAAGAGAAUACUGCAUUGAUAAGAGCAAUGGCUACUCUCGCUAGUAACUAGUUACUCUUCGUUAAUCAAACUUUCUUACAUCCAUGCCAGAAACAACGAUAACAAGAGUUAAAAUAUCGAUUCUGGACUACCCACUUAAUUCCUAAAAAUGUAUUCUCUGAUAAAUGAUUCCUAUAGAAAAAGUGAUGUACAGCACACUUGUAAACAUAUUCUAUUAUACAUAUAAGAGUAUUAGGCGCGGACGCAAUAGCAAAGCUUACAAUAAUCUGUUAGACAUGCAUUUUCACACUAAAUUUUAUCAAAGAUUCGCCUAUUUUUGCUAUUUUAGCAUAGUCGAAAUUUAUAUCCGUUAAUGUUAUCACUUUUUUCGGAUUCGAACUGUCAGCUUGCUUCGAUACGCAUGCUUUAUUCAUUAGUUAUCGUGUGAAAAGAAAAAAACUGUAACUUGAUAAAUUGUGUCUCCUGCAAGUCACAUAGGGUACCCAAUAUUUACUAAGAAAUUUAUGUUGGUGUACUUUCCUGAAACUGUUAUUUUUAACCGUGUAAAAUGUUGCCCAUGCGGGUGGAUUUUUCGAUAAAAUUGUUAUUCUCUGCAGCUUGUAUAGGCAGCUUAUAAAUUGACACAAAAAUAUUAAAAUAUAUUCGUUUAAAAUCGUGCCAAAAAACGUCUGACGAUACAUUGAAAAGUGCAAUAUUAUAAUUGAUUAUACGUUCAAGUGAUUUUCACAUUAUACAUGAGGCAACUUUCAAAUAUCAUUAAUAUGCAUAAUAUUAGAUAUAGUUUUGAGUAACAAUAUUGCAUAAUAAAAUAAACUGCACUGCGUUAGAACCGAAAGAAAUACUUAUUUCUUGAUUAACAGCAAGUGCUGUUACAUGAGCCCAUUCUUAUUAUACCCUCAGGUUUUAUUAUUAGGUACUGAUGUCAUUUCAUAAUACGAAGCUCGAAUUUCUAAACGGAAGUGUUUUAUUCUUCUUCGUUCUUUUCUGGUUUUUUUGUCUUUACCAAAUCAUGUAUAAACAGAGUUAUCGCAGACACAUUAUACCUAUGUUUUUUAUACAAUCGACUGCAAUGUUAGAUCAACUAACGACGUAUAAAUAUAAAUAUACCAUACAUUCUUAUUAUUUUUCCAAUAAAAUAUGGCACAACCUUAA
Neodiprion fabricii is the source of this 2372-nucleotide messenger RNA. RefSeq names its product PRKC apoptosis WT1 regulator protein-like. Gene Ontology annotation, cellular component: cytoplasm. The record is from RefSeq and is a predicted model, not a curated record. Lineage: Eukaryota; Metazoa; Arthropoda; Insecta; Hymenoptera; Diprionidae. The coding region runs from base 369 to 1271 and encodes 300 amino acids. The transcript has 8 exons. Gene Ontology annotation, biological process: apoptotic process; positive regulation of apoptotic process.